UGUCGCUUGCUCGUAACAGAAUGUACUACUCGUUGGUAAUUUACUUCGUGGUAGUGGCAUUUGCCCACCGAGGGGAUUCGAUGAGAAUCAACAUGACGAUGUUUUCCAACUGCCAAGAUGUAAAUCUGCCCUACGAGUCCGUCCCGAUCUCCGUGGAAACUGUUAGAUAUGAUCGCGAUGCGGACGGAGUCUGCAACACACUGCACGCAGAGUACGAAGUUCGUGAAUCUUCGGACCACGUGGACUGGGAACUGAUCAUUACGACCUAUAAAUGCCCGUUACAAAACUCGGUAACGUGUCUCGAGAAUCCCAGGGAACAUAUCGAACCCAUGCACUGCGAUCGAUUUCACAGCGAUGAUAGUGGCCCGUGGUUUAUGCUGGCAAGCGCCAUGAUAGAUGGCGACCGUUGUGGGCGAGUUACGGGACGGUUCAACCUGGAUACGGCGGUUAUGAAGAUUAAAUAUCUGGACCAAUACGUGGCGAUGGGUGAGGGUACUUAUCGGGUCCGUAUGAUGUUCCACAUUCCCGGAACAAGUGUGGAAACCUUGAACGUACGUGGAUGCUGCGAAAUGGACUUCGAUGUGAUCCAAUAAGUUUGUUAGCACAAGUUUAAUCUCAAUCGAGCACUGUACGAAAGCUGAAAUGGUACAUUUAAUCAAAUAAAUAGGGUCGUUUUGGUGGCUGAUAAACAUUGAGAACCAAACGGGAAGGGUGCACUAGCGAUGACUCAUUCCACUAGUUGUUUGUGUAAUCAAUGCGUUUAUUUAUCCUUUCAGACUGUAUCAUUCCACCGUUCAUUCUUACCCAUUUACAUGAAAAGAUAGGCGUACGUUAGAUACCAAAUGAAUGUCACAGUUUAGGAGUAGGUAGUUCUGCACAGACUUUGAGACUGAUUGAGAUAACAAAUUUCGCCUUGCUGAUAAGGACAAUUUAGACAGUAAUUCGCAUGAGUUUUCGUAAUAGUCUCGCAAUUGUGAACCUAAUGGUUCGGUCUCAGUUCAAUGAAUUUACACAGCUUUUCAGAUACACUGGCUAGAUGAAUCGCGAGAACCAAUAAAUAAAUUUCAU
Anopheles cruzii is the source of this 1068-nucleotide messenger RNA. RefSeq lists its product as uncharacterized. The coding region runs from base 21 to 593 and encodes 190 amino acids. The record is from RefSeq and is a predicted model, not a curated record. The transcript is spliced from 3 exons. NCBI's taxonomy places the organism in Eukaryota, Metazoa, Arthropoda, Insecta, Diptera, Culicidae.